Messenger RNA from Sclerotinia borealis F-4128, 3444 nucleotides. The record is from the annotation of a GenBank genome assembly. NCBI's taxonomy places the organism in Eukaryota, Fungi, Ascomycota, Leotiomycetes, Helotiales, Sclerotiniaceae.
AUGGAUUCUGCUGAACCAACGAAUGGUUGGUCUGUCAAGGAUAUUCUAUCGAAACCUCCAGCCGCUCGGAACGAUGUCUAUGGCAGCCUUUACUUCCAUAUUUUGGAACAGCUUCAGACUUUCUGCAAACAUAUUACCAGUCUGCAGAUCCGUUUUUCAAUGUAUGCAAUCAAUGCUGUAGAUCUGCCAGGUCUUCUAACUGAGCGCGGUACUGGAGAGAAGUAUUUUGAUAGAAUCGAGGUAUCAAAUAUCGGAGAUCGUUCCUACCUCGGACCUGAAAAGCUUCCCGCGACUUUCGCUCCUUGUUUAAAGCGCAAAUCACAGAAUCCACACGCCACUCUGCUUGCCUUAUUCCUCAACUCUGUACACGAAUGCUCGACUGCGAAUGACAACAUUGGCAACUUUCAAUCCGAAGCACAGCAACUCAGUAAAUACAUGUCUCUUCCGCCAGAGGUAGUGCUGCACGGUCAAACAUGGAAUGCAGAUCUCAUCCGGUACAAUGAUGCGAGAUCCAUGUUUCGGGAUUUUGACAAGCCCUUUGCGAGGUUUGAGAAGGAGUGUUGUUUGAAUGAGACUACUCAAAUAGUAGAGUUGAAAAUGAAGAACAAGCAUACUCUAGUGGAGAAAUGGCCUUUGAAAUUGAAAAAAGGAGCAACGCAAGAGGAGUUUGAUAUGUCAUUGGCGUCUGGAUCUUCCACCUUUACCAUCAAACGAAAUCAAGACAUCAACAACUCUCGAACCCCAACCAUCCGACGAGAGCACCAAAUAUCAAAGAUGUUGCCUUGCAAAUACUUCCCAACUCCUGCUGGUUGUGGUCGUGACAAUAAAUGUCAGUACCAACAUGAUGCAGAGGCCAAAACAAACGCGCUCCCAUCAAUAGUUUCAUUGACUCUUAACGAUGAAAUUCAACCUCUCAGUCAGCGCUUAAGCCCUCUAUCACACGCAAAGAUUGCUUGUCGCUUCUUUGCCAAGGGAUUUUGUGGAAAAGGUGAUGCUUGUCUUUUCAGUCAUGGAGUUGAAAAGGUAGCUUUAGCAACACCAGCUCUCGAUGGAAUCUGCAGCUUCUUUGCGAGAGGCAAGUGUGCCAGGGGAAACAACUGCCGAUUUCAACAUUUCUUGACCGAGUCCAAUAGUUACUCGACCUUGAAAUCAGGUGCUCAAGUAACAAGUAUACCUGAGCAAAUCUUGCCCACCACCAUCGAUACACACUCUGCUACCUUGAAUGUGACACCGGCAGUCACAAAGAACUAUGAUGAUACACCAGAUGGUAUGCUUACGCGCGAGCUUUCUGGAGGCUUGACAACAUUUGGAGACGGAGGAAAAGUUUACAAAGUUUCAGUCCCAUCUGAUUUCACCACCAUCCGAAUCACUGGUUUACCACAAGGUACCGACCUUGAGUUUAUGGAAACCAUUCUAUCGACGGUAAGCCUUAAAGUACCUCGCAAUUAUAUCAGAAUCACCAGCAAGGGUACUCCACCAUCUAUUUCCGCAUUUCUUCGCAUCGAAGGCUCAGGCUCUAUGGUUAGCUCAGUUCUAUGCCAAGAACUUGAGACUGGAUGGAGCGGAUCGGAAAAGUACGGCAAACUUGAAGCAGCAUCAGCCACCACAAAUCUAUUCUCCGCCUCUGAAACAUCACGUCAAGUUGACCGUUGCAAAAUUGUUUGCUCAUGGUAUCGAUCUACGAAACUAGCAGUCCUCAAAUACGAGAACAAGCAUACCGCUCAAAUUGUAUGCAACAACUUCAACAACGGUUGUUACAGAGUUAUGAGAAAGGUUUUUGAGUGCGAUCAACCUCUUGUUUCGAAAAAUUGGCAUGACCGAGAACACAAGUUCCUGUGCAUCUUGAAAAACCUACCAGUACUUGCGGAAAGAGAAGAUAUUGAAGGUGCCAUGGAAAAGAAAUACAGACCAGAUGAGUUGGUGAUUGGCAAGAAGAACUAUGAAGCAUCGGAUGAUUUGACUCGUGAUCAUGUGAGAUCAUUGUUCUCGGCGAUCGGCCCUCUGGAGUCUUGGGAUCCUUCUCAAGAUCCAGUAGCCAAGAGAGUUAAAGUGAGAGUUCGGUUCCAGAAUGAGUCAGAUACCCAAGAGGCGAUUGCACAGCUGCACAAUAAGAAUAUCGAGAUCUUAGGAAAGGGAAAGCUUAUGAUACAACAGCUCAUCUCGGCUAGGUUCAAAGUUACCACAAAGAUCUAUCGAAUUGUAGCAUCACAACUCGAAGCGGAGAAGAAGGUCUGGGUUGAGCAGCGUAUCUAUGUCGGAGCAUAUCAAAGCACAGAUGUUGCGCAGAGAUUCACCUCUUUGAAAAUCGAGGGAGAGCCCGGAGAAAAUUUCGUCAACGCCAAAGAUAAGUUGGAGAAGAUGUUGUCUGGUGUUAUCGCUUUGGCUGACGGUAAGCCGGUUUGGAAUGACUACUUUUUACAACCCAUCGGAUGGAGUAAGCUCAAGCAAAUCGAGAAGGAUUGUGAUGUCGUCAUUGGUCGUGAUAGAAAACGACAACAACUUCUUCUUUACGGCUCAUCCGGAGAUACCGAGCGCGCUCAAUACACACUAGAUAACAUGGUGGAAGCAGGCCUUGAAGGUUAUGCCAUCAAACUCAGUCUUAACCAGUUUUGGUGGUUAAAAAAUGGCGGGUUCGAGCAAAUUGUGUUGGCUCUUGGAGAAGAUGUUGCUUCGAUUGAUGUCUUAUCGUACCCUAAGAAGCUCUUACUUGCUGGUGGUCCCGAAAAUUACUACAAGGCUAUGGCAAUCUUGAGGUCGAAGAUUAAAGCUACGCGUAUUAUUGUUAAGGAAAAGGUCAAUGAAGAUGAGGAAGAUUGCUGCAUCUGUUGGUGUCCUGCCGAGGCCCCUAUCCGCACCCAUUGUGGACACUUGUAUUGUCUGCAAUGUUUCGAGACUCUGUGCUCCUCGACUGCGACUGGCGACAAAGAGGUAAUUAUCACUUGCAUGAUGGAUGGAUGUGAUGUCGUCCUCUCGUUACAAGAGAUCCAACAGCAUCUACCUUCCGUUACUUUCGAAGAGCUUCUCGAGGCAUCAUUCACUUCGUAUAUCCGCCGCCAUCCUCAGGACUUCCACUACUGUCCAACGCCAGACUGUGAACAGAUCUACCGCGUCACCCUCCCCAUCAAGUCCCGCACUUGUGCCAAAUGUCUCGCUGAGACUUGUAUAUCGUGCCAUGUGUCUCAUGCAGGUCAAACCUGUGUUGAAUAUAGAUAUCAAAAAGAAGGUGGAGACGCCGCAUUCGAGAAUGCCAAGUCCGAGCUAGGCUUCAAGGACUGUCCCAAAUGUAAGACCACCAUCGAGAAGUCUUCUGGCUGCAACCACAUGAUUUGUUCCGCAUGCAAGAUUCACAUCUGUUGGGUCUGUCUUGAUACGUUUGAACGGGAAUCACGGUGUUAUGAUCAUUUGUCCGCCAAACAUGGAGGAUUCGGUUUGCGAGUACCUUGA